This is a messenger RNA of Oppia nitens, 1175 nucleotides long. RefSeq names its product glucosamine-6-phosphate isomerase 1-like (gene Oscillin). Gene Ontology annotation, biological process: carbohydrate metabolic process; N-acetylneuraminate catabolic process; D-glucosamine catabolic process. Gene Ontology annotation, cellular component: cytoplasm. The coding region runs from base 300 to 1106 and encodes 268 amino acids. The transcript is spliced from 3 exons. Gene Ontology annotation, molecular function: identical protein binding; glucosamine-6-phosphate deaminase activity. NCBI's taxonomy places the organism in Eukaryota, Metazoa, Arthropoda, Arachnida, Sarcoptiformes, Oppiidae. The record is from RefSeq and is a predicted model, not a curated record.
AUUAGUGAUAAUAAAUGGACAUUGAUUUGUAAGUGAAUGUCGUAAUGGAUUUGAUGUUAAAUCAAGUGAUUAGUAGACAAAUACAUAUCAACUAAACUUAAUUGUGAUAACAUUAGUGAACAUCAGUCAUAGCAUUGACUUAUCAUUGAUAGCGAUAUUAUCUCAAACACUAAACACUUGUUUUAUAUAAAUUAUAAGUAAAUCAUUUUAUAAAGUGAACCUCAUUUGCAGUUAUAAAAUAUAAAUCAGUUUUCAAUUAAUUAAUUUAUCCAAAAAAUAUUAAAUUGAAUUAAAUAGCAAUGAAGUUAAUCAUAUUAGACAAAUACGACAAAGUAUCGGAAUGGACGGCCAAAUACAUCCGUAAGGCUAUCAAUAACUUUAAGGCCGGACCCGACAGAUACUUCACUCUGGGGUUACCAACGGGUGGCACACCUUUGGGUACUUACAAUAAACUCAUCGAGUUUUACAAGGAGGGAACGGUAUCUUUCAAGUACGUCAAGACAUUCAAUAUGGAUGAAUACGUAGGCAUUCCUCGCGAUCAUCCAGAGAGUUAUCAUUCAUUUAUGUGGAAUAACUUCUUCAAACACAUAGACAUUGAUCCGUCCAAUACUCAUAUACUCGAUGGUAACGCAUCCGACCUAAAGGCAGAGUGCGAUCGCUAUGAGAAACUUAUCAAAGAUUCCGGAGGUAUUGAACUUUUUGUUGGUGGUAUUGGACCCGAUGGUCACAUAGCUUUCAAUGAGCCCGGAUCUAGUUUGGCUUCAAGAACUCGGCUCAAGACAUUAGCUGACGACACAAUCUUAGCAAACGCUCGCUUCUUCGGUAACGACUUAUCCAAAGUGCCGACCGAAGCUCUGACUGUCGGUGUCGGCACUGUUAUGGACUCUAAGGAGGUACUAAUUUUGAUUACCGGACAACACAAAGCAUUUGCUCUCUACAAAGCCAUCGAAGAAGGAGUUAAUCACAUGUGGACUGUAUCUGCCUUUCAAUUACAUCCGUCCAGUCUAUUCAUCUGCGAUGAAGACGCAACUCUUGAACUAAGAGUGAAGACUGUUAAGUAUUUCAAAGGAUUGAUGAGAGUUCACAAUAAGCUAAUUGAAGAUUAGAUUUACUAUUUAGUCAAUAAAACCAUAGAUUGAAUAAAAUUUCAAAUAAUUGUCAAAUGAAAUGAAUUU